GCAUUGGACCACACAAAAAAAACAUCAGUCAUUGAAAAAUGAUAAGACUUUGAUCAGGCAUUUGCUCAUCAAUUGGAUAUAAAGGAUGGUAGAUAAUAAUUUAUAAAGAAUUCGCUUCGCUGUAAACUGCAACCGGAGUUUCCUUAAAAAAGCAAAGUUUAUGACCAUGACUUUGUCCAGAAGCAUUUACUUCCUGUGUCUUGUAUUUGGAUUAGGCUAUGCUGAUGAAGCUGCUAAAACAGAACGGGAUUUGAGAAAAGCGUUGUUCGAGAACUACGAUAAACUAGUCAGACCUGUCAGGAAUCCUACCGAUAUAAUUUCAGUCCUAGCGGAAUUAGUUCCUGUGGGAAUCAAAGAUGUUGAUGUAAAGGACAAAAUUAUAAAAUUAGAUACGCUAUUUUAUCAGAAAUGGCAAGAUCAGUAUUUGACGUGGGAUCCUUCAGAAUAUAAUGGUCUUGACCAGUUUAGCAUUCCUGCUUCAGAAAUUUGGAGACCAGAUUUGGCAGUAUAUGCCGGCUAUUCGGACAGUAAUUACUUUCCAACCGUGAGUACCAACGCCGUCCUCUUCGCGAACGGAACAGUUCUGUGGGUCACGCCCUUCACUCUCAAAUCUCGAUGUUCUGUCACCCCUCCUCAAGAAACCGACGAAACCUUCAAGUGUAUCUUUCCUAUAGGCACGUGGACCAAUGACAUUCGAAAGAUCACUGUUCAUGAGGUUCGACAGAAUGUAUUGGAGGGCAUGGCUAAGGAAGGUUUUCAUGAUGACAAUCGGAAGUGGAAACUAGAAUCCAUGACAGCCACCAGCCUGGAAAAGCAGUUUUCCUGUUGCUCCCAUCCAUUUUCGCUCAUCGUAGUUGAUAUGGUCUUCAGGAAGAAGCCUCAAACUGAUGAUUGAAUGGACACAUGAGUUGCAAUAUUGGAGAUUUCUCAGUUAACAAGAAGCCAUUCUAACUGUUGUUUUAAGCCAAUGAGUCAAUAAAUAUUGAUUAGAAAUA
This is a messenger RNA of Argiope bruennichi, 995 nucleotides long. Its product is annotated as acetylcholine receptor subunit alpha-L1-like. Gene Ontology annotation, biological process: signal transduction; monoatomic ion transmembrane transport; nervous system process. The transcript has 7 exons. Gene Ontology annotation, molecular function: extracellular ligand-gated monoatomic ion channel activity; transmembrane signaling receptor activity; neurotransmitter receptor activity. NCBI's taxonomy places the organism in Eukaryota, Metazoa, Arthropoda, Arachnida, Araneae, Araneidae. The coding region runs from base 161 to 895 and encodes 244 amino acids. Gene Ontology annotation, cellular component: neuron projection; membrane; synapse. The record is from RefSeq and is a predicted model, not a curated record.